AUGACUGCCCCGUCCGCGUCCGCGUCCGCUGAGGCUCCGCAUGGCGCUGCGCCUACUACACCAGCUUUGGCAAAUGGAAAAGCCAGUGCAGCACCUCCCAAGGUUACUGGCGAAAAUACUGUGGAGCUCGACAAGAUCGCUCCGCCUGAAGACAAGCUACCGCUCCACGAGGAUAUCAUGCAGCUUGCAAGACUGGGAGAGAUAGGCCCCAUCCAAACUCUCUGCGAGACUGGGAAGUUCAAUGCCAGAUACAAAGACCAGGAGGGCAUCACACCACUGCAUUGGGCUGCAAUCAACAACCACUAUGCGCUCUGUAAAUACCUCGUCGAGUCCGGCGCGGAGGUCAAUGCAAAAGGCGGCGAGUCGGUUGCUACUCCUACCAUGUGGGCUGCACAGCGAUGCCAUCUCUAUGUCGUCAACCUGCUGCUUGAGAAUGGCGCAGACCCUCUUCUCACAGAUGGGCAGGGUUACAACAUGCUUCAUCUAGCAACAUUCGACGGCAAUGUGUUCCUACUCCUCAUACUUCUCCACCAGAACAUUCCAAUCGAUGGACCAGAUCCCUCAGGGCAUUCAUGCUUGAUGUGGGCUGCAUAUAAAGGAUACCCUGCUUGUGUGGAUUUGUUCCUUCAAUGGGGUGCCAGCGUCAACGGUGCAGACGAAAAUGGUUUCACCGCGCUACAUUGGGCCCUUGUCAAAGGCAAUCCAGCCUGUAUUCAGAAGCUGAUCGAGCACGGUGCUGAUCGAUUUGUCGAGACCAAUGACGGCAAACCCCCUGCAACAGUCGCACAAGAGAUGAAUUCAAAAGGCGCGUGGCACCGGGCGCUCAAAGAAUCUGGCUUCAAUCCAGACGGCACCGCGAAACAGCUCCCCUUACCAUAUGCCUCUCUCCUCAGAUCUCGUGUCUUUCUAAACAGGUCCUUCUUCCUCUUCCCUUUUUUCCAGAUGUUCAUAAUCUUCUCUGUGCUCAGCGGGAUGCCCAUAUUCGCAGCUGUACCUAUCACUAUUUUCUUGGCGUACUCUCUACAGUGGGCUGCUCAGCAAGUGCUGCAGUGGGCGCCCAGCGACAUGCAGCAUUUACAACGGACGCCAUACUUAGCGGGUGUUUUUGCGGCUACCUUGUUUUGGGUUGGUGUACGUUGGUUCACGACCGUGUUGAUGGCUACAUAUUCAUCUCAUCCUGUUUUCAAUCUACUUUUCGUUUUCAGCUAUGGACUUUGUGCAUACUUCUAUACAUACAGCAUGAUCGAAGAUCCUGGCUACGUGCCGAAGCUUGGAAGUCGCGCCCAGCAAAAAGCAGUUAUUGACGAAUUAUUGAGCUUGUGGAAAUUCGAUGACCAGAACUUCUGUGUAUCCUGCAUGGUCAGGAGGCCCCUUAGGAGUAAGCACUGCAAAAGAUGUGGCCGUUGCGUGGCGAAACACGAUCACCAUUGCCCAUGGAUUCACAAUUGUGUUGGGGCAAACAACCAACGGCACUUCCUAGUGUACAUAAUUGCGCUGGAGGCCGGCAUGGUCUUCUUCAUUCGCCUUGCAAUAUACCAUAUUCAAGACUUUCCUCAACCCAAAAAGACGCAGUGCAACAUUCUCUCUGAAAGCAUUUGUCGAUACACAUUGCGUGAUACUUUCACUGUAGUUGUUACCAUCUGGACAUGUUUGCAAAUGUUGUGGGUCACCAUGCUAUUGGCCGUACAGAUGGUGCAAGUGGCAAGAGCACAGACCACCUACGAGAGUAUGCGGGGCCACAUGCAUCACGGCACACAAGCCUCUCAAGCCAUUACGUCUGCGUUGACUACUGGCAGUACAAGCCUGGAGGGUGCCCAAUUAUCUAAUGCGGGUAUAGGCCCCAAUCCUACAAUUCCUUCAGACCGGCAUCAGCACAAGGAGGGGUGCUUUUCACAGUGGAAGAAGCUCCUAGGCUUCGACACCUUUGUAGCCACUGCUAUUGGAGGCUCAGAAGCAGGCAGCGGGUCAAGGAGACGGGGUAACCCCUACUCGAGGGGGAUCCUCACGAAUUGCAAGGACUUCUGGUGCGAUCCAGCUCCGUACUUUGGAAAACGAGAGACCGGGGCCGCAAUGCUGGAUGGAGAAGCGGUCAACUACACUAGGAUGUAUGAAACGCCUUCAAGGAUGAAGUUGCGCAGGGCGCGGCGGGAUGAGGACGGUGGCACGUAUCAUAGUGUAGGCAGCGAAGAUGCCGUUUGA
Messenger RNA from Letharia columbiana, 2199 nucleotides. RefSeq lists its product as uncharacterized. The transcript is spliced from 6 exons. Bases 1 to 2199 code for a protein of 732 amino acids. The record is from RefSeq and is a predicted model, not a curated record. Gene Ontology annotation, molecular function: protein binding; palmitoyltransferase activity. NCBI's taxonomy places the organism in Eukaryota, Fungi, Ascomycota, Lecanoromycetes, Lecanorales, Parmeliaceae. Gene Ontology annotation, biological process: protein palmitoylation. Gene Ontology annotation, cellular component: Golgi membrane.